CCAUUACUAAGUCCAGUACUAAGUCGUCGCGCACUUGGUAGAUUACGUGUUGUGCAAGUGCAGCAAGUUUUUAGUUUUGUUUAGUUGGGUUUCAACAGCUAACAAUUACUAAUUACUUGUAAUUGUUUUUUUUUUGUUCGACGAGCUUUACAUUUGAGAGCUUAACACACUUUGAACCGGUCCAGUUUGAGAUCGCACUCGGAGAACACAGCACAAGAUGGUAUCCGCCAGCGAGAGCCAACUCCGUUACGAUGGCCGGGUUGUGGUCGUAACAGGUGCCGGAGCCGGGUUGGGUCGCGAGUACGCGCUGCUGUUCGGUUCGCGAGGGGCAAAGGUCGUGGUGAAUGACCUGGGCGGAAACUUCCACGGCCAGGGCAAGUCAAAUGCUGCGGACAAGGUGGUCGAAGAAAUUCGGGAACGGGGCGGAACCGCCGUGGCCGAUUACAACUCGGUGGUGGACGGUGACAAAAUCAUCCAGACGGCCAUGGAAGCGUUUGGACGCGUCGAUGUGCUGGUCAACAAUGCGGGAAUUCUGCGGGACAAGAGCAUUGCUCGGAUUUCGGACGAGGACUGGAACCUGAUUCACGACGUUCACCUGAAGGGAAGCUUCGUGACGACACGUGCCGCGUGGCCAAUUAUGAAGAAGCAGAACUACGGGCGCAUCAUUAUGACUUCGAGUAAUUCGGGUGUUUAUGGCAACUUUGGCCAGGCCAAUUACAGUGCGGCCAAGCUGGGUCUGGUGGGGCUGGCCAAUACGGUGGCGAUUGAGGGUGCGAAGAACGACAUUCACUGCAAUGUGAUUGUGCCGACUGCGGCUUCCAGGAUGACGGAGGGAAUCCUGCCGGAGAUUCUGUUCAACGAACUGAAACCCAAGCUGAUCGCCCCCGUGGUAGCCUUCCUGUGUCACGAGUCCUGUGAGGAUACCGGUGCCAUCAUCGAAAGUGCCGCCGGCUGGGCCACCAAGGUGCACUUUGUCCGCGGAAAGGGCAGCGUGUUGCGCACUUCGCUGGACGAAAGCGUAACGCCCGAGUACGUGAAGGGCGUCUGGUCCAAGGUGACUGACAUGAGUGAGGCCAAGCAUUUGAACGCCAUCGGAGAAGCGAGCCUAACCCUGGUGGAUGUGCUGGAGAAGCUGCGUGAGGGCGUUCCGGCCGGAAAUUCCGUCACCGAAACGUACAAAUUUAACUACAAGGACGUCAUUCUGUACGCACUUGGAGUUGGCGCCACCGUUACGGACGAGAACGAUUUACGGUUCUUGUACGAGAAUCACUCGGACUUUUCAACGCUGCCCACGUUCUUCAUCCUGCCCGGAUUACUUUCGGUGAUGGGUUCGAAUCUAACGGCGUCGGCCAUCACGCACGCUAGUUUCGAUUUGACCAACAUCCUUCACGGCGAGCAGUACAUCGAACUCUUCGACAACGUGCCAACAGAGGGCGUCCUAACAACCACCUCAACGGUCAUCGACGUUCUAGACAAGAAAUCCGGAGCCCUUGUUAUCACCCAGUCCGAUUCGUACGACGAAAACGGAACGCUCGUAGCACGUGGCCAGAGCAGCACCUUCAUCGUGGGCGUUGGCAACUUCAACGGCAAGUCCAAGGCAAGUGACGCGGUCAAACCGCUGGUCCCGAACCCGAAACGUGCACCAGACGCCUCCGUCCAAGUCAAAACCACCAAGGACCAGGCCGCCCUCUACAGACUGUCCGGCGAUCUCAACCCGAUGCACAUCGAUCCCAGCUUUUCGGCCAUCGCCGGCUACAAAACCCCCAUCCUGCACGGACUCUGCACCAUGGGCGUUUCGGUCAAGGCCGUCCUCAAGCAGUUUGGCGGAGACGAUUCCGCGCUGUUCAAGGCGGCCAAGGUGCGCUUCUCGAAGCCGGUUCUGCCCGGACAAACGCUCCGCGUGGACAUGUGGCGCGAAGCGAACAACCGGGUGUGCUUCCGCACGGUAGUCGUCGAAACCAAUAUCGAGGUGUUGUCGGGUGCUUACGUUGACUUUAAGCAGAUCGUCGUGAAACCCAACAUGACCUCGGGCAAGAGUCUGCAGAGCGACGCCGUGUUCGCCGGAAUCAAGGAGCGCAUAGCGGAGAACGAAGCCAAGGCCAAGUCAAUCAACGCGGUCUACCUGUACAAAAUCACCGACUCCGGCAAGGUGGCCAAGGAAUGGGUUCUGGACUGCAAAGCCGGAAAGGUGUACGAAGGCCCUGUCCAGGGUAAGGCCGAUACCACGAUGACCAUCUCGGACACCGAUAUGGUGGAUCUGGCCCUCGGCAAGCUGCAACCGCAAACGGCCUUCAUGAAGGGCAAACUAAAGAUCACCGGCAACAUCAUGCUGGCCCAGAAGCUGGCGCCGCUGCUGAAGACGGAGGCUAAGCUGUAAAACAGCUGCCUAAACUGCAUGAAAUACUUUAAUCCGUCGGGAACCUUCAAACAUUCUGUGUACUGUUACAAAGUGUAUGGUGAUAAGAUUAUUGCAACACAGUUUUUUUUAUUGUAAGCUUUUAAAUAGUAUUUUUUUUUAUUCACAAAAUGACUACGGUCCACCAUUAUUUCUCUGUGAAAACAGUGUUUGGGUAAAAGAGGCAAUAGAGGAUACAAUAACUUGGA
This is a messenger RNA of Culex pipiens pallens (northern house mosquito), 2604 nucleotides long. Its product is annotated as peroxisomal multifunctional enzyme type 2-like. The record is from RefSeq and is a predicted model, not a curated record. Bases 218 to 2377 code for a protein of 719 amino acids. NCBI's taxonomy places the organism in Eukaryota, Metazoa, Arthropoda, Insecta, Diptera, Culicidae. Gene Ontology annotation, cellular component: cytosol. Gene Ontology annotation, molecular function: oxidoreductase activity. The transcript has 5 exons.